Messenger RNA from Trypanosoma theileri, 1722 nucleotides. RefSeq lists its product as uncharacterized. Lineage: Eukaryota; Euglenozoa; Kinetoplastea; Trypanosomatida; Trypanosomatidae. The transcript has a single exon. The record is from RefSeq and is a predicted model, not a curated record. The coding region runs from base 1 to 1722 and encodes 573 amino acids. Gene Ontology annotation, cellular component: cytoplasm.
AUGAGUUUGCAAUGUGAGGGCGAAGGGGCUCUUUGUUCUGUUUGUGGUCUUUUUGAUUUUUUGCCCUUGAAUUGUAAUAGGUGUCAUGGUGUUUUCUGUAGUGAACAUAUUAAUUUCCAUAAUGUUCCCGCAACAGAGAAACCUUGUGUUCUUGAAGAUGUAAAAGGUAAGGCGGUGGAUGAGACAAUAAGGACAGAAGACAAGUUAAAAUACACUUGUAUAAUAUGUGGAAGUAGGUGGUGCGUGCUUACUCCGUGUGAAGUAUGCCAUCAAAAUUUCUGUGCUGAACAUCGUUUUCAUGAUCACGAAAGUAAUGAAAAGACAAGUUUGCAAGACUUUGGACCUAAAAAGUCUCUCUUACAUAAUAAUAAUAAUAAUAAUAAUAAUAAUAAUAAUAAUAAUAAUAAUAAUAAUAAUAAUAAUAAUAAUAAUAAUAAUAAUAAUAAUAAUAAUAAUAAUAAUAAUAAUAAUAAUAAUAAUAAUAAUAAUAAUAAUAAUAAUAAUAAUAAUGUGACGGAUGAAUUUGAGCUUCUAUGUUCUCAAUAUCAACCAAAUCAUCCAUUACGUUUGGCACCAUCAACGUAUCGUGGUACUAUGAUACCUGUUACUCUAUUGGUAUGCAAGGAAGAGUUAGAGCUUAAUAAAUAUCAAGAUUAUUAUUCUCUAGGAGUUGUUUCUCUUGAAGUAGCGGUUGAAAUGUCUGUUGGUCAAUUAAUAGACCGCUUAAAAGAUUCACAUCCUCUAUUUAUGUCUAAUUUACUUACUCAGACAUUAUACCAUGUUGAGGGUACAAAACAGAUUGUGUUACGACCUAUUCCUGUAUCAUUAACGGUAAAAGAAGCUUCCCUUGCUAAUCAUAUCGUUGUCCUUCCUUUGAAAUCUAGACGUAUUACAGAAGAAAGAAAAACAAACUUAGAUGAUCUCUCUUGUAAUAAUUCUUCUGAUUUAUUGGUAAAUUUAGAAAUGACACUGACGAAACGACUUUUCUCAAAUCCUCGAGAAUUGCAAAGUAAUUCUCGUUUGCAUGCGGUUGCAGUGCGCAUUCGAAUUAAAUCUAGUCAAUCAAAGGAAGAAAAAGAACAAGAUGUUUCUCCACCAAUUUCUUCUUCUUCUGGUUGUAUAAUUACCUCUGAAUGUAUGGAGACUACCAAUGCUGUCCCCAUUGAUAAGGAGAAGAAUCAUGACAAUGAGCAAAAACAACAACAACAACAAGAGGGACGAAAAGAAGAAGAAGAGGGAAAGACUUCCGUACUUCUUGAUUCUUGGCCUUUUCGGCGACCUCCUCCUCUUGAUGAGUUUAUUUUUUCCCACACUAGAAGUAACCCUCGUGGUAUGGAUUCUCAAUUUGGGGGCGCUGCUGUUUCUGUUGUCGCAGUGUUCGUUGCUGAUCAUUUACUUACUUCUACUGUUCCUCCUUUUUGUAUUGCCUUAUCCCAGCAAUGGUCAGUGGGUCGUGUUGUUGAUAAAAUUGUUUCCAUAGUUAAUAACUUAGCUGCCUCUUCAAGAAAAGUUAAUUGGCAGCUUUUUGAUAUGAAAAAUCAAGGAAAUCUUUUGACUGUUGACCUGAGUCGAGCAAACAAUCUGCGAGACGGUGAUAUUCUUUUUCUUGGUGAAGAGUACCCUAAUACGCUUCGUAUAGAGGUUGAAAGACUCCAACAACUGAAAGGCAAACAACGUGCGAUGCUAAUGGGAAAAAUGUCAAAAACUUGCACCAUUAUGUAA